AUGGUCAACCUACAGUGCAUCUGCACUGCAUUCAGUGAAUGUAAGACUCGGGUCACAGGAUUUCUACGGCUCUUUGGGUACUGCAGUCCAGGCUCUGUGAGUUUACCCCUCAAUCCCAAAUCUUUCCUCAAUGGAUUAACAGGAAAAUCAGUAAUGGUGAAAUUUAAGUGUGCAAGGGAAUACAAUGGCUACCUGACAUCUGUAGAUGGCUAUAUUAACAAGCAGCUUUCAAACACGGAAGAAUACAUAGAUGGAGCUUUGUCUGGACACUUGGGUGAAGUUCAAAUAAGAUGUAAUAAUAGCCUUUAUAUCAAGGAUGUUGAAGAUGAGGAAGAAGAUGGAGAAAUGAGAAAAUAG
This is a messenger RNA of Myotis daubentonii (Daubenton's bat), 357 nucleotides long. RefSeq names its product small nuclear ribonucleoprotein F-like. Bases 1 to 357 code for a protein of 118 amino acids. NCBI's taxonomy places the organism in Eukaryota, Metazoa, Chordata, Mammalia, Chiroptera, Vespertilionidae. The record is from RefSeq and is a predicted model, not a curated record. The transcript is spliced from 3 exons.